Rhizophagus irregularis DAOM 181602=DAOM 197198 is the source of this 957-nucleotide messenger RNA. Lineage: Eukaryota; Fungi; Glomeromycota; Glomeromycetes; Glomerales; Glomeraceae. The record is from RefSeq and is a predicted model, not a curated record.
AUGAGUAAGCAUUUUUUUCAUUGCUUCGGUCAUAUCCAUCUCGAAAAUGAGAAUGAUGCAGGAACUUUCUUUAGCAAAGUUCGAGAUGGAGAAUUUUGUGUCGAAGGUCGACCGAUUAACUUUCUGGCAUCGAGACAAGCAGGUUCUAAAGACCCAAUUUUAUAUAAAAUUGAUGAAACUAUUACUUCAACAAUUGAACCUCCCACCAUUCUGAAUGAACCUACUACUUCAAAACCUUCUAUUUCAAUUGAAAAUUUUAAGGAGUUUGGAACGGGAAGACUUGUAGAGUUUCUGAGAAAUGAUAAGAAUUUAAGUGAACUGAAGCUUGACGAUAACUUUUUUAUGAAAAUUAUGGAGGAAAAUAUCCCCAGACGCACUUUUUUGAAGUUAACCAAGAGUGAUCUUAGGGAAUGUGGGGUAAGAUUAGAUCCUUCGUUGGAACUUGAGGAAUAUAUACAGGAAUUAGGUGUCAAGAAAGAAUGCCAAAAGAUUUUAAAGCAAGUUGCAGAAGAGAGAACCAAUCAUGAAGCUGAGAAUGCAGAGCUCAGAAGUAGAAUCAAGGAGUUAGAGAAUGGUAGGACGGAUACGGUUGCUGAGUGUGAGAAGGCGGAUAUGAGCGGGGAGAAGUCAUUGGAGGAUAAGAAGACUGAUGCUUUCUUGGAUGAGGCACAUAAUAAAUGGGAAGAGGAAGAAAAACAUGCGAUUGAAAUUUCUCCGAACAAUGAUUGCCCAAAUCGGGAUAUUAUUAGUCUUUAUAAAGAUACACGUGAAGCUAAAGUAGAUGUAAUCAAAUCCAAUAGAGAAUUCAAAAGCAUGUAUAAAGAUUUUAUGGCCAACAAUAAUGCUGGGAAGAAAAAAGCAAAGGGACAAGUAUACGAUCUUCCCAACGCCAAGCGUAAAAUUUUAUGUAAGCAGACACAGAAAGCUUUAAGGAUUGGUAAUUUAUUUGAUAGAUAG